Messenger RNA from Pseudo-nitzschia multistriata, 4505 nucleotides. Lineage: Eukaryota; Bacillariophyta; Bacillariophyceae; Bacillariales; Bacillariaceae. The record is from the annotation of a GenBank genome assembly.
CUUAGCACGACGAUCAAGUAUAGAUCGAGAAUCUAGAUCCAGUUGUUUUGGCACCUUGCUACUUCUGUUCCAUUCGUCUUUUUUCUCGUCUAACUUGAUGGUUUCAUUGGSAACACUAUUUAUCCACGUGGAGGUGUUGAUCGAAACUGGUUUUUCAGAACCCAUUUGGGGUACGAAAAUUUGCUGACUCUUGUCUUCGUCUUUCCUUUUUGCAUCAAGCGACCUUUUCAAUUUCAAUUCAUCAUCAUCUUUCUCCCCAUCCCCGCUUUGAGAACCUCGCAACCACUGCUCCAAGCUAGCAUUGCUAACGGUAUUGACUGAACUAAUGAUACUAUUACCUCGUUGCAAUGGUAGAGCUGAUAUUAGCUGGGGACGUUCUGAUGUAGUGAAAAAUUUUCUCGCCGAAGCGCUUCCUGUUUCAUCUUUGGAAGGAACACUUGCUAUAGUAUCAUCACUAAUUGUUGAUCGCGUGCUAGAAAGUUGGUCUCCCUGGUACAGCAAGGUCCCCGAAAGAUCCGACAAGGGUGUCAGUGAAGGGUUAUGGCGAUUGGUUCUGUAGAUUUGAUCUCCAUUUUCUCCGAACGGGUGCUUUCCGUUGUUAAUUAGACCUUGUUCUUCAUCCGCAAAUCGUACUUUCGAAUCAGCUCGUAUCCUAUUUGCAUUUGCCGUAUUGACGAAUCUAUGGUCUAUCGUUGAGGUUUUCACUGACUCUGAUGUCCCACUAAGGUGAUCGUAAAGGUCUUCUUCGAACAGAAAACGAUCUAUUGAUUUUUGUUUGGUUCGAUAUUGUCGAAUAAUGCUGAUAUUGUUUUUGAUGUUGCACUUGGCCUUCGAGAGUAAGUUAGAAUGAAGACUGUGUGGCACGAGGGAUUCCUCGUAUUCGCUCGAAAAUAUUCGCUCUUUGCUCAUUGCACCUGUGUGCAUWAUGAUACGCCCGAAGGAGCUGAAAACGCUGACAACAUGGACRAAUAGAGCUACCGUCCCCACCAAGAGACAAAUCGAAAAAUAUCCCACUGGUAGCAACAUGAAAAAGAAAGCCAUGAAUGAUAUCAAAAAUGUAUAGAUACUGCCAACAAUAAAUCUCCCGGGGAGUUCUGUGGCGUAUUGCCCAAUCGACGAUCGCAAAAUGCAAUGAGCAUUGGCCUCAUUAAUGGCACUGAUCAUCGCAGUGAAAGAGAAAGUGCUGAUGAGACUGAGUAUGGUGAAGAGUGCCGAAAUGAUGAUGAACAAUCCUGCCCAGAAACCAACAGUGUUCCAAUGGGCAUUUACAAGAUUGUCUCGGACCUGUGAAGCAACGGUGGAGGAGUUGAAAAGUACACCAAAUUCCGUGGAAAGCAACAAUGACAUGAAGACCAUAGCGCUUGAAUAUCGUUGUGUUAUAUAGGCACGUAGAUCCUUCCCGUUCUCCAUUGACCAUGCAUUGUGUCUUCGCCAAAUCGAAAAAUGAUUGACAGUAACAAGGUACUCCCUGAACUUGAUUAGCUGUAAGAGAGAAAUCCAGGUAUUCGGUGUAAAGUCGCGACGAUCGGUACAAGACGACGUGCGUUGCUUCAACGGCAAUGGUUUUUGAUUGUUCUCAAGCUCYGAACCCGACCAUUCUUCUCGUUCUGGACAGAACAUUUUCUCGCUGCUUCCAUUACUCUGGGUUUCUUUGUCUUCCUCUUUUUGGUGCCACGAUGGAAUCAGCCUUUUUUAUUUCUUUUAUCCCAGUAUUCGAGACAGUAAAUGAUGAAGCUUAACAAGCACCUACGAUUCCUCCAGAAAAUUGUUCGGCGAACGAUUCCAACAUGAAACCGUUUUCAAACGACACCACAACACACACACCAAUUUUUUUCAUGAGACUUCCGACUUUUUCACGAUGGCUCUUAUUCUGCACGAUAGACUCAUUCCCGCAAGCUCAGAAUUCUACGUAGGACCUGGCAAGAAGUAUUUUUUAGACUCCGAUUCCUACCGCCCCGCAGUGCUUUUCCCACCGAAGUACGCCAUUAGUGCGAAGUACGAUUUUCGACGGUACCUCAGAAUGGAACUAAGCACAUGCGAGGACGAUCACUUAGAUACCGUAAUGUACUACUUGUACCCUACCGUACAUAAACUACGGGAUGGCUCAUAUUAUUUUACACCUGGGAGGUAACAUACUCAUAGAUAUGUAUAGUAUCUAUUAUAGUUAAGAGUUGAGAACACUACCGUCGACAUACGGUAACAUCAAACAUCAUCGAUCAAAAACCAAAAAACGGUACGAAAAAAUACGUCUCCUCGAUCUCACACCAUGAAGGCAUUUUCGUACCAUCUCAAUUUAACAGUACGUACCGUCACCGUUUCACCCACAUACGUAGUUAUCCUUUCGAUCAAUUGUCAACRCGACGGAAACGAAUCGAUCAUGUCGUCUUCGGUCGAUGACAAUGCCACUAAUACCUCCAAGGGUGACGGAAAUCCUGGCGUAGAAAAAUACAGCGAUGAAGCGGUUGUCCAAUCUUUUGUGGACGCCAUUCCACACGAAGAUCGUAGGUCGCUGGAUCUCGAACUCGACUCCUUUGUUGUCCGCCAUGCAUCACAUCACCGCCCCAUCGCACUGGUCUCAUCGGGUGGAACCGCGGCUGAUCUAGAAAUCAACAGCGUCCGUUGUCUGGACAAUUUCUCAACUGGAAAGCGGGGCGCAAUUUCSGUGGAAGGUGAGAGUUGUAUUAAAACUUUAAGAGAUGCGGGUACCGCUGUUGUGCCUUAAGGUGUAGCGCCAUACAUCUCUAAYUUUUUUCGUUUCCAAAGAAUUUCUGAAACGCGGCUAUGCAGUCAUUCACCUCUGGAGGAAGGGUAGUGCCUCACCGUACGGGCGAGUGCUGAGCCAAUUGAUAAUGGGGAARAAAUCAAUGCCUAAUGAAGGAAUUUCGAUGGCAAGUCUGGGAAAAUUGUUUGCAACGGGUGAUCUAGAUGAAGACCAAGAAGAUCAGUUGGUCCAAGCAGUAUUAGAUGCAGAACAGAACGGCGAUCCGUGGUUGUCCGAUCCUUCCUCGGUUGACACAGGGAACAAUGCAGAUGGUGCGAACAGAAUGCUCAGGCGUUCAAACAAUAGCAGCGGUACAAACAAAAGAUCGUCAUAUAGAGGUGGCGUUCAAUUGCAUCGACGAAUCUUAAAUUCAACUCCACUUCUCACAGCUCUUAACGAGCGAAAAUCUGCUUUGGAGGAGGGAAGAAUCUUAACGAUACCAUUUCGAUCCGUAGAAGACUACCUCGCGAAACUUCAGUURUCUUCCGAAUCCUUGCGAAACAGCCAAGCUCUCGCUAUUUUCUAUUUGGCAGCCGCGGUGUCCGACUUUUACGUGCCUCUCGCGGAACGUUCACAGCAUAAAAUUCAGAGCCGCUCAAUUCCAGACAAGAAUUCUGGUAGCGCGCUCAGCAAGGAAAAAGGUAACGAGUGCUUAAAUCUAAAAUUAUGGCCCGUUCCCAAGGUGAUGGGUUUGUUACGAUCCAAAUGGGCGCCGGAUGCAUUYAUCUGCAGCUUCAAACUGGAAACCGAUAAAGCCAUCCUACGUCAGAAGGCAGAAGGAGCGAUUGACAAGUAUGGUUGUCAUGUGGUGAUUGGAAACCUACUGGCGACUCGCCACGAUCAAGUUUGGAUUUUGGCUCCGGCGGACAUGGAAAGAUUUGUGUUGGAGAAUAGCCAGAAGAGUGCUGAUUCGAUAGCAAAAGACUGGCCCAUGCACGAAAUCUCACGGCCCAAGUCGUCUGAGACAGAGGUGCUUGAGGGCAUGAUUAUAGAAAAUGUUGUGCAAACUCACUUCGAAUAUAUCUCCACCAGCUUGAGCGGUAGCUUCGACAAAUCUGGAACGGCAUCUGUCAUGCAGGCUCACUACGAACUCCAGCGAAAGAAAAAAGAAAUCGAAAAUGAAUUGUUCUGGAAYCAAGUGCAAAAGGUUGCACUGGAUUGGGCUGGAGUUUUCGCUGGCGCUGCAUUAUCGUAUGUAAUCUCGGCGGCAUUGAGACGGAGAAUUGAUGCGUAGAGUUUUUUUAAAUUGCAAGGGAAAGCCAAGCAUAUCAUAAAUCUUUUCUUGAUAGAAUAUCUUACGGACGACUUUGUCUCUUCUUGUAUAAGUCAACAAAAAGAUAAUCUGGUAAGGGWUGAGGAUUGUCGUCAUAUUUCAGUUUCUAAUUUUGUCAGAUGGUUUCGAAAAGAAGGGCAUAUUGCUUUCAGCUGAAAUGURAAGAACAUCAUCAUCAUCAUUAUCUGUAUGUUGGCUGCUCGCAGUGGACAUUUUGCGUUAUAACCGCGAUCUGCUUGCUGACGAUAACGUCUUCGAUGCAAUCUCGAUUUCCGCAUAUCCAUUAUCUACCAACUUUSUACCUGAAUCAUUGUUUAUAAUCACGAAGAGGAACCUCUUGAAAGUUUUGUUCGUCUUCACCCCCUCUGGUGUGCUGGAAAGAUCCCAUAUCUUGAUGCUUAGACAAUCUCCUACAAAACCCGGUGCCUUGAAUGCCCCCUCUAGUUUUCGAAAGAAAAACUCACAGUCUUC